UUCUUCAGAAGAUGGUUAUUUUUCAUUGCCGCUUCUCAAGUUUCAUCCCUAUCUUAGUUUUCCCAAAUUUGAAAUUUAAUUGUUUUCCCUUAGAUGAGGACAUACUAACUCCACUCAUGUCACCCGCUACAAAUUUGGUGAAACUACCUUGUUCGAAUUGUUUACAUGAUAUCUUAAUUACAUUGCUAUUUGAAAGACCCUCCUUUUAAGUGUUGCCUUUGAUUUUUUUUUUUUUUUUUUAAUUUGUUUCUGGGUUGGUUGGCUUCUGUAUGAGUUUCUAUAGAUUUAGGGUUGCAGUUGUAUUAACUAGGGUAAAGUACACUUUUAGUCCAACUUUUCGUGAUGCAUUUUAUUCCAUCCCGAAUCUUCCAACUGCACCAACUUCAUCCUUCAAUUUAAAAGACUCUUUGAAUUUCAUCUUUCAAUACAAAUCCUUUUUAAAUUAAGAUGAUGGAAAUAUAAAAAAAAAUUAGGACAAUGGAGUUACAUGUUUGCAAUUAUUGAUGUUGCCUGCUUACAUGGCAUAUUAGGCGGACAAAUCUCUACGUCAUAGGUCACAUAUAUACAAACAGUUUUACUCUCUUUCUCUAACUCCACCCUUGUCCUUUCCUCUCGGGAAUCCCCCCCCCCCCCCCCCCCCCCCCCCCCCCCCCCCACCAACUCAUAUAUGGCUUUUUUAUUUUUUCAAUUUAUUUUGUCAUGUCUUCUGUAAAAUAUGCACCGUAUUCCCUAUAUUACUUGAUUGGUUAAAUAGUUUAAGAUCACCCCUGUUUACGGAUUAAAAAUAGAAUAUGAUAAAGGUCGUAAUCAUAGAUAUAUUACCAAAUGAGUUUUUUUGUAAGCGGAGCCUGGAUACUUCAUUUUUUUGGUCCAAUCAAGACAACUAGCCCAUAUUGACUAUUAUGAGAUCUUUUCUUGUAGUUGGUAUAUUCAAAAGUUUUUCCUCGAUUCAUUCUUCCAUGAAUUGCGCAAAAUAAAAGAGUUCAUCAAAAUGCAAGAUCUAAGAAAUCAAAUAAUUCAAAAUGACAUCAAAUUAACAAAAUUUUGAUUCCUGAAUACCCAAUUGAUUAAUUAAAUAUCUAUAAUAUACUCUAUUCGGCAUUAGGGGAUGAUGGAGUGUAUUGUUUUGAUUGAAGCGAAGUUGUUUGUGAUCAGAAGAAGUGGGGGAAAUAUUUUGCAUAGUUGAGAAAUGUAGAAAGUUCACGAAGGCCCUAUACCUCAGGUGGAGAUGUGGUGUUUGGAUGGCUAAGGCGGUCGAGGAAUGCUUGAAGUUCUUAGGUACUAGGGCACCUUACCGGACUAGAAGGGAGGGAAACAAAGUUUUUCUGAUCCAACUAUGUCAAAACACGUAUGGUAGGUUUGUGAAAUUGGCUGAGCUGGGCCCCCGAGCAAGGGGAAGGAUAUCAUUGCAAUUCCUGAAGGUAGAAAUGGAAGUGGAUGGGAAGGUUUUGUAAGUAAGGUAAGUGAACUUGUCGGUUCAAGUUCCUUUGUUUGUCUCUGAAAAUAGAGGCGUCUUUAACAAUGGCGCUGAUAAUAAGGCUCUUAAAGGAAAAGAGGUGAGAAUGGUUUAUCCUCACAGAGUGGUUUCUUCUUCCCAUGAAGCUCCUUACUUGUCAGCUUUGAUGAAUCCAGAGAGUGAUAUUCAUGUCCCUAGCAAAGCAUCUGGAAAAGAUUAUACCAGGCAUUAUGAGGUAGGGAUGAUUACAAGAAAUAAGAAGGAAAGAUCGAUGGAGGUGAUCAGUAGGAAUCUUCCUGUAGCUGGGGUUGACGGUCGGCAUUCCCAUAAGUUGCAAAAAUUAGGAGAAGUUGAAGGGUCAUUUUGGCACGUACGGGUAGAGCUCCUGGGGUGGAAGGAGAGGCUGGACACAUUGUUCAAGAUAGUAGAUGAUGGAUUGGGCCUAAUUACAGGCUUAGAUUUUGUUUCUAAAGAAUAUAAUGAAGUUACUAUUGAGAAGAAGAGGGGGUUGGAUGGGCUUAAGGAUUCUAAAGCUAAUAACAGAGUUGGGCCAGAUAGAGGCCCACUUAAGAGGCCUGUGUUUCGGAAAGACCAAAUCAGUGGCGGGCUUCAAAGCAAAUCAAGCCUGAGAAGGGAGAUGUUUCAGCCCAAACCUGCGGCAGCUCCAAUGGCUGGUCCGUCUUCAAAGAGUGGGUCGACGGCAACGGGCGAACCUUCUGGGCAUAUCCCGGCAACGAAUUUCAAUAAGGUUAAUGUGGUGAAAGGGCUUUUGACAAUCGCGACACCAUCAAAGGAACAUGCCAUUCAAGCGGCGGUGCCGAUGAAAGUUCUUUCUACACAAAAUAGGUUGACGGUCGAAGGCGAUUCUCCCAGAAGCAAUACGAUGGUAGGUUUGUCUCAGGCCCUCCUCGAAUUGAUUCCUAUUCUUCAAAGGGUCAGUUUUGUGCCGUUGUUAGGUCUAAACCCACAAUGGCUCUGGUGGAAGAGCAUGCAGACAGAAGGAUGGGACAGAAACUGGAGGCUCACUUGGGGGCACUAUGGGGUUGAGUUCUAAUUCGAUUGACAGGAAUGAGGUGUCUUCCUUAGGUCCAGUGACAAUGACAAGGAAGGCAAGUGUGGAAGAAGAUGUCUGUUGUGAGGGGUUGAGGGGGGUUGAGAAGUCUAUCUCUAAGGUUCCUUGUACUCAGUUCAAUUUAUCUGAUUUACAGAUGGUGAUUGGUGGAGGUGAAGGCUCUCUUUCUGGUGAAUCUGGAGAGUUUUUUGUUUCAAAUGAAAAUGAAGAUCCUGAUACUGUUCCUUUGAUUUCUAUUAAUCCUGGUAUCGAAUGGCCAAAUAAAUCUUCUGACUGGGUGUUGAGGAAGGUGGAAUAAAUCAGGAAUUGUGGGGAUUUCUUGUGAUGGAUUUGAGGAACAAUUUAGAGCUCUUCUAAUUGCCAUAAAGGCUGGUCAAUCUGCUCUGGCCAGAUCAGCUACCAAAAAGGAGAGGGAGUUGAAAAGAUUGGAGUGUACUAUUAAUUAUAACUCUAGGGAAGGGAGUGCCUUUAGAAAUAAAGGCAAGGAGAGGGCUGUCAAUGGUUCCUCAUGAAGCCCAAGAUUAUAUCUUGGAAUGCCUAGGGGCUAAAUGACUAUAGUUAACGCCUUCGGGUCGGUGGUUAAUAGCCUUAGUGGCAUGUCAUUUUAAGAAUGUGAAUGAUGGAUUUGAAUGGGCGUUUGCUGGAGUAUAUGGGCCAAACUUGGACUCUAGAAGAAGUAUUUUGUGGGAUGGAAUGGCGGGAAUUCGUUGUUGGUGGGAUCUCCCUUGGUGCUUUGGUGGGGACUUCAAUGUUACUCAGUUACCCUGUGAGCGAGGAGGGGAUUCUCAGAUUACUAAAACUAUGUCUGAGUUUUCAGAUCUUAUUUCCGAGCUACAGUUGGUUGAUUUACCCAUG
Juglans microcarpa x Juglans regia is the source of this 3383-nucleotide messenger RNA. RefSeq lists its product as uncharacterized. Bases 1563 to 2510 code for a protein of 315 amino acids. The transcript is spliced from 2 exons. The record is from RefSeq and is a predicted model, not a curated record. NCBI's taxonomy places the organism in Eukaryota, Viridiplantae, Streptophyta, Magnoliopsida, Fagales, Juglandaceae.